Hippocampus comes (tiger tail seahorse) is the source of this 1539-nucleotide messenger RNA. RefSeq names its product bcl-2/adenovirus E1B 19 kDa-interacting protein 2-like protein. The transcript has 13 exons. Gene Ontology annotation, biological process: apoptotic process. Gene Ontology annotation, cellular component: cytoplasm. Lineage: Eukaryota; Metazoa; Chordata; Actinopteri; Syngnathiformes; Syngnathidae. The record is from RefSeq and is a predicted model, not a curated record. The coding region runs from base 253 to 1353 and encodes 366 amino acids.
CCAUACUUUCCCGUAUGACUGACGACUAAAGAGCAGCUCCUUCGUGAAUAUUAUUAUUAUUAUUCCCUCGCUGUUACUUAUUAGUACUUACAUUGGCGUGCGUGUUUAAGUGUGACUUCUUGCGAAUGUGUGUUUCUUUGUGUGUGUUUGUUGGCCUCUCUGUUAUUGUGAUUACUUCGGGUUCUUCGCACUUUUUUCUUUUGCAUUUAAUGUUCUCAAAGACUCGACACAUCUGAGUUCCAGUGAGACAGCAUGUCUGCUGUGACGACAACUUCAAGGCCCAGUGAAGCUGCGGGUCAUGUGACAUUCUCCUCUUCCUCCCUGGUCACUUCAUUAGACUCCCAAGAAUUUAGCGUCGCCACGGCAACAGCAGACACUGCUUUGGCAGAAGAGGAGGGUGAGCUGGAAAAUGAGAAAGACCACGCAGAGGGAUCUGCAAGUGUGGCAGCAGAGCGUCCGGUCACUCUGGCGCUGUCGCCGUGUUGUGGGGAAGGAGGAAAGAAGAGCAUGAGGAAGGUUCUGGUGGCGCCGGUCCUCAGCGUCUCUUUAGGUCGCAGCGAGUCAGGCGACUUCCACUCGGCGUUCCUGUCGCCGUCUCUCGGUGAGGAGGACGACGGCGGUCCGGACUUCGACCUCGACGCUAUGGAGACGCCCUCGGACAGCGAGUCCCUUCGCUUCCCCAUCGAUGACCUCGACCUGGAUGAUGACUCAGGCGGGCGUGGCCCGGCGUCCAGCUCCGGGUCAGGGAUGGAGGCGGAGCCUUCUGGUCUGGGAGCGCUGGAGCGCGACGAUGUGGUAGACAGCCAGGGCACCAGGUGGCGCUCGUUCUCCGCCGGAACCGCGCCGCACGACGGACGCGUCAACAUGAGCGUGCUGGAACCUUUCCUCCGGGUUUUAUCACACGGGGGUUACUAUGGCGACGGCAUGAAUGACAUCAUCGUGUUUUCCUCUUGUUACCUGCCUGAGAACUCACUGGAAAAUUAUCACUAUGUGAUGGACAACCUCUUCAGAUACUUGGUAGGCACGUUGGAGCUGAUGGUCCGUGAAAACUACGUGAUUGUUUUUCUUUGCGCCGGCGGUCAUAAGGACAACCUGCCAGGGAUCGGUUGGCUCAAGGAAUGUUACCACACCAUCGCAUGGAGGCUGAGGAAGAAUCUGAAAGGCAUGUUCGUGGUUCAUCCCACUUGGGCCAUCAAAACGCUCAUCACCAUCAUCAAACCCUUUAUCAGCUCAAAGUUCAGCAGGAAGCUGCAGUUCGUCGGCAGCCUUCGGGAACUUUCAGCUCUGCUGCCCACUCAGCACAUGCAGAUCCCCGAAUGCGUCACCAUGUACGACAACAACCUGUCCAGAUGAACACGUCGCCGGUGCGAUUUCGGCGCGGCCGUGACGCUGGCUCAGCGGUCUGGUCACCAGCGUCCUAAACAUAUGUACUUAAGGUUCACUUCAGAAUUUUUGAAUCGGAGUAAUAUUCUUCUACAUAAAUUUGAAUAAUUUUCUACAAAUACUUCUGUAUUAUAUAUAUAUAUAUAUAUAUAUAUA